CCCUCCCCUUUCCUUCUCUUUCCCUAUCUUUGGCGUGAGGAUAUUAUUAAUACCCACAUCUCCUUUCUCUUCUCUUUAGUUUCUUCAUCAUCAAAGAACUCUAACCCAAUCCCCUCCAUGACCCUUCUCUUCCUCUCUCUUUUUCCUUGUUCAUCUACACCUCUCUCUUCCUUUUUGCAUUGAAAAUGAUCAUGCCUUAUGACUAUUCACGUUUCAUGAUGAAGGUCUUUUGUAGGAAGAGUGUUCAUCAUCACUUUGUUUUAGGUUUGUCGUCGUCGGGUGCUAAUGUUUCUCCUCCUCCUCCUCCUUCUUCCAAAUGUGGGUUAGGGUUGAUAGCCAAUGAUACACCUAGGGUUCCGAAUGUCAUUGAGUCGUCGUCAGUCGUUAGGCCUGCGAGUGCACCAACGAAGAAGAAAGACCCUGGUGGGAUAGGGUUUAUAGAUGACAUCGGCGGGGGUGUUGAUGGUCUCAUGUCGUGUACGGAGAGUUUGGGGUUUGAGAGUUGUGAUGAAAGAAGGGUCGAUGAUGAUGAUGAUGAUGAUAAUGGUGGUGAUAAGAAGAAGAAUUGUGAUCAACGUGUGGAGGUUUGUGAAGGGAAGAGAUCAGUGAUGAUGACGAGGGACGCAUGGAGGAGGAGAAGGAAGAGUGAGGAGAAGAGGGAGAGGAAGAAUAAGAAGUUUCCACCGCCACUUUCUUCUUUGAACCAAAAUGGUCAGCCUUGUUUUUAUCUGAAGCCUGUGAGGACAAAUGGGAGGUUGGAGUUAACCGAGGUUAGGAUAGAAAGGCCUGAGAUUUUACGUGCUGUCAGGCAAAAUGGUCGCUUGAGAUUGCACCUUGUUAGCAGUGAUGUUUGUUCUAGAAUCAACGAAGUAGAAGAAGAAGAGACAGAGCAAGAAGAACAAGAACAAGAAUUGCAUUUGCAGGAAGAAGAAGAAGAAGAAGUAAAGUUACAAGAAGAAGAGGAAGAAGAAGAGAGGAAAGUUGAAGAAUUAUGGAAGUAUAGAGUGAACGGGGAAGGUUUCAGGAGAUGUCAUGAGCCGGUUAUGACCCAUCAUCACCAUCAUGACUAUCACCAUCAUCCUCCUAAUAUCAAUGACCAUCAUCAUAGCUUGCAUGUGUGGAGGCAGCCAUGUGUGACAACAAGGUGAACGAAAGAACUUUUUCAAUUUCACUCGGGGGAUGUGAAAAAGAAGAGACAGGUUAUGUUUCUGUGUGCUUCGUUUUGGGGAAUAUCAAUGUUUCCGUAAUUUGUUGGAUUAACUAAGUUGAGCAGAGAGUGCAGAGGUAAAGGAUGAUGUGUCUCAAGGAAAUUUGAAGGUGAAAGAUGGGCAAUCUCCAGGCGUCAGCAGAUAGAAGAAAAA
Messenger RNA from Theobroma umbraticum, 1361 nucleotides. RefSeq lists its product as uncharacterized. NCBI's taxonomy places the organism in Eukaryota, Viridiplantae, Streptophyta, Magnoliopsida, Malvales, Malvaceae. The record is from RefSeq and is a predicted model, not a curated record.